This is a messenger RNA of Sorex araneus (European shrew), 99 nucleotides long. RefSeq lists its product as uncharacterized. The transcript has a single exon. The coding region runs from base 1 to 99 and encodes 32 amino acids. NCBI's taxonomy places the organism in Eukaryota, Metazoa, Chordata, Mammalia, Eulipotyphla, Soricidae. The record is from RefSeq and is a predicted model, not a curated record.
AUGUCACCCCUGGCCCCCUGUGUCUCCGCGCAGCCCAAAACUUGGAUGCGGAGGAAACAUCCAGGCAGGUUCCACAGGCCCUUUAAAAAGCCCACUUAA